AGAUUGCGUCGCGAUAUGGAUGUGGACAAUUGCUUGACUUGCCUGAGCUCGACGGAACCCUUUCUGUCCAUUUACGACGGUGGAUCGGGAAGCUGCCUGGCGGACAUGAUCCGGGAUUUCACAAAAACCAAGCCCCGCCGCCACGAUAAUCUUCCCCAGAAGGUGUGCCUGGGCUGCUUGAGUGAGAUCUCAAGGUGCUAUAUUAAGAUCAAGUGCGAGAACUCCAGUCGCACCCUGCGCCAAUUGCUGCCGAAUGCCCUGCCCGAGGAGCCCGAUAACAAGGUGUCCAUCAGUGGUCCAGUGUCCACGGCGGAUCAGGCGGUGCAGACCACCAGCUGGGAGCCCAGCAGAUGCACUGCCUCCGUGCAAACAGAUGCGGUGGCCACCACAGACGCCGAACAGAACACCAGCCUGGCCAAGUCCACGAUUUCGGUGGACCUGGACUACGACGGCGAGGGAGAGGUCUUUGACUACGAGCUACCGGAUGAGCCCGGAAAGACUACCAGUCUCAUCCUGCAGGUUCAGGGCAGCUUGAAGGACGAAAAGCAAGUGGUGUUCACCCAAACCAAUGUCAUAUACGAGGGCGAUGACAACGAGCUGGAGCAGCAGAUCAGGGAGUGCAACCUGGCCAUUUUCGAAGGAGUCGAUAACGAAACGGAGGUCAUCACAGUACCCGCUCCACAGGUGACCACCAGAAAGAGCGCUGCCAAGCUCUUGAGCCAGCAGCACAGCGAAAAAGAAGGAAAUCCUGAGAGUCCCAAAGAGGAAGCCGAGGAGGGGGAGAAACUGAUCCAGCCGGCUAAAAGAGCCUCUCGCCGGCGGGCAGCGGUUAAGCAGCACGUGCAGGCCACGCCUUCGCCAGAAGCAGCUUCUCCCUCCAAACAGCUACGGCUGGGAACACACCGCAAAUCCUGAACGCAGUCGCAGGAGCAACCACGGUACAGUAAGCAGUGUGGGCACAGCAUCAGGGCAGCCGUAACACCUGAGCUAAAAUACCACUGCGAUCGGUGUAAUGCGGGUUUUGCUGAGAAAUCCCUUAUGAUCCAUAGACGCCAAAAGGGAUGCAUCAACCGCAACUUCAAGUGCAAUGAGUGCGAAAAGGUCUUUGUGUCGCCGGAUCAUCUGGCAGAGCACCAGGCCAGUCAUGGUGCUCACAACUGCCAGGAGUGCGGAAUUCAGUGUGAUUCCAAGGAGCAGCUGAGCAAGCACAUGGUUCAGGGCCACAAGAGGAAUCUGCGCAAUCAGUGCACCGUCUGCCAGAAGGUAUUCACCAUGCUAUCAACGUUGCGUGAUCACAUGCGCAUCCAUACCGGUGAGAAACCCUUUUUAUGCAAUAUCUGCGGAAAGAGCUUCACCCAGAACGCGAAUCUGCGCCAGCACAAGCUGCGUCACUCGGAGACGAAGAUUAAGUGCGAGCUGUGUCCGCACUCGUUCGUGACUAAGGCGGAGCUCGCCUCGCACGCCCGCACCCACACCGGCGACAAGCCCUUCGAGUGCGAGGUGUGCCUGGCCAGGUACACCAGCUGCUCGCUGGCCAAGCACAAACGGAAGCACACCGGCGAACGGCCCUACGCCUGCGAUCUGUGCCCCAUGAGAUUCACAGCCCUGAACGUACUCAAGAACCACCGAAGGACGCACACAGGUGAGCGGCCGUAUGUUUGUCCCUUCUGCUCGAAGACCUUCACGCAACGGGGCGACUGCCAAAUGCACCAGCGUACCCAUCAAGGCGAUCGUAUUUACAUUUGCCCGGUGUGCAACGAGGAGUUCAAGUCGAUGCCCGACAUGCGAUCACAUUUGGCUGGCCACGAGCAGCACGACAAACGCCUGGUACAAUUCAACUUUCUUAGCAACAAGGAGAACGGAAGCGGAGCACUCGAGGAAGACUUGAAUGAGAUUACCGAGACUGCGCUUAUGCUUUAAGUAGAUGUGGGAACCGUGCAAACAAUGGAAUGCGUCUUUUAAACUUUUAAAGAAAGUAUCAAGACAAUUAGCCCCCGUUUAAGAUCGACCUGACAUACAUAUGUAAUUAUAGGAAUGAUUUUCUGCUUAUCUCUUAGAUAAAGAAAUGAGUAAUUUACUCCCAAAGUCAAAAAUGAUAUACUCUAAGGACACCUAUUUUCCCUGUAUGCGAAUCACAAUUCAACCAAAAUAACAUCGCAAACACGUCCACUUACAAUUCCUUCUUAUCUUCCCCUUGGGAACACAGUUUAUGACAAAAUUCACAACUUUAGAACAUCUUUAGUCUUAACUUAGUCGCUAGGUCGUAGAUAAAAAUAAAAGCUUAAAUGGUA
This is a messenger RNA of Drosophila suzukii, 2291 nucleotides long. RefSeq names its product zinc finger protein 892. Gene Ontology annotation, molecular function: zinc ion binding; DNA-binding transcription factor activity, RNA polymerase II-specific; RNA polymerase II transcription regulatory region sequence-specific DNA binding. Gene Ontology annotation, cellular component: nucleus. NCBI's taxonomy places the organism in Eukaryota, Metazoa, Arthropoda, Insecta, Diptera, Drosophilidae. Gene Ontology annotation, biological process: regulation of transcription by RNA polymerase II. The record is from RefSeq and is a predicted model, not a curated record.